UGUAGAAGUCACUUGUAUCAAUGUAGAAUAUAGGUCGUAGCCAUGGUCGUAGUCAAGUUAGCCCAUCACCCUCACGCCGGAGUUAGCGAGCGAUGCGGCCCGCUUUCGCCAUUCUUCCCUCUGCUUCUCCCCACACAAACUUCGGACCAUCUGAACUUCACCACCUUUGCGCAUCCAUCCUCACCUCACAUCUCACCACCGUCUCCUCCCCUCAACCUCCAGGUAAACACUCCCUCGUUCGUACUAUAAUUAACCCCGGCUCGACACUCCAUCAUCCUCCCCUCCCCCCGCGUUCGGGCAUUCGACCCCAUCCGCCCGACCGUCUGACGUCGUGAAGAAAUCCGAGUCUUGGCGCCCUUUCCCACAGCACACAACCUUGACCCUCUCCGUCCGACAUCCUCGCAUUUGGACUCUGAUAAUUGACUCGCGGCUCUCGCUAGGUUCCUUUCACCAAAUAAACCACCGUCAAAAUGGAUCACGCAAAGUUGGCUAAGAUGCAGGCGAGCGUGCGGAUUGG
Aspergillus versicolor CBS 583.65 is the source of this 517-nucleotide messenger RNA. RefSeq lists its product as uncharacterized. The record is from RefSeq and is a predicted model, not a curated record. Lineage: Eukaryota; Fungi; Ascomycota; Eurotiomycetes; Eurotiales; Aspergillaceae. The transcript has a single exon. Bases 93 to 335 code for a protein of 80 amino acids.